This is a messenger RNA of Geodia barretti, 1458 nucleotides long. Lineage: Eukaryota; Metazoa; Porifera; Demospongiae; Tetractinellida; Geodiidae. The record is from the annotation of a GenBank genome assembly.
AUGCGCAAGACAAAAAUAAUAGUGACUAUCGGACCAUCCUCCAACGACGAGGAAACCCUGAGCAGGCUAAUCUCAGACGGGAUGGACUGCGCCCGGCUGAACUUCUCCCAUGGCACCCACGAUGAGCACGCGACGGUAAUUGAACGAAUCCGCCGACUGGCCAAGGAACAAAACAAAACAGUAGGCAUUCUGCAGGAUCUGGGAGGCAUAAAGCUACGCCUUGGUCGCCUUGCGGAAGCCCGGCAGCUAAAUCUGGGAGAUGAGGUCGUCAUCACUGCCGAUGACGAGUCCUCUACGCCGGAUAUUCUGCCCUUUCCUCAGCCCGGUGUGAUACGCAACCUGCAAGUCGGUAGUUUCGUUUUUAUCGCCGACGGCACGGUGCAACUGGAGGUAACAGAGAUCACUCCAGACCGUGCGUUCUGCCGGGUGUUGAGUUCCGGUGUAGUGUCCUCAUUUAAGGGGGUCAAUCUGCCGGGAGUGCCGAUUGAUCAACCCGUUUUCACAGACAAGGACAAGCGGGAUCUGAUUUUCGGCGUGGAGCAACAGGUGGACUGGGUAGCGGUGUCAUUUGUACGCACCGCCAACGAUAUCCUCUAUGCCAGGCGCUAUCUCAACGCGGCGGGCAGCAAAGCUCUUGUGAUGGCCAAGCUGGAGCGCGGUGAAGGUAUCGAAAACCUGGACUCUAUCCUCCCUGAAGUUGACUCGGUCAUGGUAGCCCGUGGCGACUUGGGAGUUGAAAUCCCGAUGGAACGAGUGCCGAGAGUUCAGCGCCUUAUCGUCGACAAGGCCAAUGCCGCGGGAAAGGGCGUCGUUAUAGCCACCCAGAUGUUGCGGAGCAUGGUAAUCUCACCCACGCCGACCAGGGCCGAGGUGUCGGACGUCAGCAACGCGGUGCUCGAAGGAACUGACUCCAUCCUCUUGUCGGACGAAACGGCGAUGGGUCAGUAUCCCGUAGAGGCUCUCCGGGUUGCUGUUUCUACCAUCAACGAAGCCGAGUCGGAAGACCUGUAUCCCUAUUUCAAGGACAUGGGCACUCACGACCGAACCCAGGCCAUCACUUCCGCGGCUGCAGGGCUCGUAAAGACUCUCGACUCCAAGCCCAUUGUGUUGACUAGCACCGGUCGCGCAGCACUGGAACUGGCUCGAUUCCGUCCUAUCAACGACAUCCUUGCUUUCUCCCACGACCCGGCGGUUCUGCGUAAGCUGUGCCUCGGAUGGGGAAUCCAGCCAACGGGCGUCAUACCAGUGCAGCCCGACGUAGCCGAGCUGGUGUACCAAGUAAUUCAGUCCGCCUUGGACCUUGGAGCCGUAAGCGAGAAUGACGUGGUGACCAUCGUACAUGGCUUCCUGACUGGAGUUUCGGGAACCACGAACGCAGUACAGGUCCUGAGCAUUCGCGAGUACCUGGAAAACGUGGGACGCCGUCGCGCAGAGCAGAUGGUGGAAAUGCCUCUGUAG